Messenger RNA from Podarcis lilfordi (Lilford's wall lizard), 10371 nucleotides. NCBI's taxonomy places the organism in Eukaryota, Metazoa, Chordata, Lepidosauria, Squamata, Lacertidae. The record is from the annotation of a GenBank genome assembly.
GCUGCCCUGAACUCAGCGCCGAGCGCCUCUCACCAAGUCUUCCAAGAUGAGCUACACGCUGGAGCCUCUAAGCAACCCGUCUUACCGGCGGGUGGCCGACAGCCGGACCACCUUCAGCCGGGCCAGCAUGUCGCCUUCCAGCGGCUUCAGGUCCCAGUCGUGGUCGCGGAGCUCCCCCAGCACCGUCUCUUCGUCCUACAAGCGCAACCUGGGCGCGGCGCGGGCUUCCUACGGCUCGACGGUGCUGAGCUCUUCCGAGAGCCUGGAGCUGAGCCAGUCGUCGCUCUUCAACGGCGGCGGCGGCGGCGGAGGCAGCGGCGAGCUGAAGCUGAGCCGCUCCAACGAGAAGGAGCAGCUGCAGGGCCUCAACGACCGCUUCGCCGGCUACAUCGAGAAAGUGCACUCGCUGGAGCAGCAGAACAAGGAGCUGGAGAACGAGAUCGCGGCGCUGCGGCAGAAGCAGGCGGGCCGCUCUCAGCUGGGCGACGCCUUCGAGCAGGAGCUGCGGGAGCUGCGCUGCGCUCUCGAGCAAGUCAACCACGAGAAGGCGGCGCUGCAGCUCGACUCGGAGCACCUGGAGGAGGACAUCCAGCGCCUCAAGGAGCGCUUCGAGGACGAGGCGCGCCUCCGGGACGACACCGAGGCCAUCAUCCGCGCUCUGCGCAAGGACAUCGAGGAGUCGUCCAUGGUCAAGGUCGAGCUGGACAAGAAGGUGCAGUCCUUGCAGGACGAAGUGGCUUUCCUCCGCGGCAACCACGAGGAGGAGGUGGCCGACCUCCUAGCCCAGAUCCAGGCCUCGCACGUCACCGUCGAGCGCAAGGACUACCUGAAGACAGACCUGUCGUCCGCCCUGAAGGAGAUCCGCUCCCAGCUCGAGUGCCACUCCGACCAGAACAUGGUCCAGGCCGAGGAGUGGUUCAAGUGCCGCUACGCCAAGCUCACCGAGGCCGCCGAGCAGAACAAGGAAGCCAUCCGCUCGGCCAAGGAGGAGAUCUCCGAGUACCGACGGCAGCUCCAGGCUAAGAGCAUCGAGCUCGAAUCCGUCCGCGGCACCAAGGAGUCCCUGGAGCGCCAACUCACCGACAUCGAGGAGCGCCAUAACCACGAUCUCUCCACCUACCAGGUAGGCGCGGGGAGGGGGGUCUGGUGGUGGGCGUGGCUUGGGGAGGGGGCAGUGAUGCUCUCCACCUGCCAUCUGCGGCUGCCUACAUUUGUUUCCAUGCAAAAUGCAAUGGGGGCGGUCAGGAGACGGUGCGCCUCAAGGGGCGGGGCAAGCCCCCCGCCCGUAAGUAGUUCUACCCCGCCCUUCCCAGCUGCAGGAUCCCUGCAGUUACUUGAAGGAAGGGCACUUUCCAAGGAAAUUCCAACUGAAUCAAAAACUGAGCUUCAAAAUAAGACUUGCUCAAAACUUAACUCCAUUGGAAUCGAUAACUUCGGGGAAAGGCAUUCAUGAUCGGCACCUUAAUGUGAAAAAAAUACUCUUUGCUCUUUCAGAAAUGUGAAAUGUGAUUUGACCCUUCUGUGCCCCAAUACGUGCCAUUGAAAGUGAAAAGGGGAGUCUUUUAACAUUUGAGCCACACCACACCCUCAAAAUGAAGCAGAUUUCAGAGAGUAGGUGAUCCAUGGACGUAGCCAGGAUUUAUGUUAGGGGGCAAGCUUCAUGUUAGGGGGGCAAAAUACCCCCAUGGGGGGAUCCCAACUGACUCUAUGCAAAAUGAAUGGAAGGGCCAGGAAAUGUUCUUCAGCUUCUUGUCUUUUACCAAAGGGAGAGGGCCAUAGCUCAGGGACAAAGCUUCACCUUUGCCUCAUGUUCAAUCUCCAGGGUGGGAAUGCCCCCUUGUUUCAAACCCUGGAGUGUCACCCCUAGUCAGUGAGACAGUGCUAAGCAAGAUGAAUCCAGUGGUCUGACUCAGCAUAAGGCAGCUUCCUAUGUACUUCAGUCCUAAGGGAUACCUUGAUUGCAUUGGCGAAUGUGUGUUAGUUGGAAUGGGGAAAUGAUGCUACAAAAUACAUAAUGGAAAUAUUUAUUUUGGUUUUGUUUUUUUAAAGUGGAUAAUAAGUGUUUUUUUUCUUGCCAGCAAAGUGCUACUCCGAGAAGAGGAAGGGAUGGGUGGGGGGGAGCCAUCCCACAACUUGCUCUAAGCUCCACUCCUCUAAAUGGCAGAGCAGAGAUGGGAAAGAUUCUGCCUGCCUAGUCCCAUACAAAAUGCAGCUCCCCAAAUGAGAAAGGAGGGGUCCUACUUGCUUCCAUGCAGGAUGGAAUCAUCCACUUCCAAACAGCUCUCUGGUAAAAAAUAAAAUAAAGCGUUUUCUAGGAGUGUAGGAAAGUAUUGUGCCCUACGGCAAGACUGACUUUGGAAUGAAGGAUGCUAAACUUAGCCUGAAAGAAGUGUCACUUUGGAAGUUCUUGUGAUAGCUCUGGAACUCCAUUCACCAACCAUAAGCAUCCCUGAUGCAGAACAUCCCAUAACUGAUGCACUGCAGAACUACCACAUGAAGAAGUGAAAAAAAUUUGCAUAUGCUGCUUCCCAAAGUUGUUAGUAGUACCAAUAAAAAAUGAAUGUGUUGUGGCAAUGCAGUUUAAAAAUUGAUCCUUUGAUGACAACCUGAGCUGCAAAGCAUGACCUUUACCAUAGUUCUUUCUGAUCCAGUGGUACUGGAUAUAAUUUAAUGUUCCAGAGCAUAGUAACUGACUAAAAGCAGCAACAACGUCCUGGGGAAAAUUGCUAUCAAGAACUGCUGGCUGUUAUUAUUACAGUAUUAGCAUUUCUGAAAAUUUAAAUAAAAUGCAACUCACAAUAAAGUGUGUAUGAAGAAAUUCAAUAAAGAAUAGGAAUUCUGAUCAACAGCAUUGUGUAAAAUCAAACUAGGCUCACAUAAUUUCUGCAACAAAAACUCAAUGUAUUUGAAAUAAUAUUUUAUUGGUAUUUAUUUUUCUUAAUAAUCAUUAUUUGACAAGGAACCUUUUCUCAUAGCAUGGGGAAUCUGUGGGAAUCCAGAUGGACUUUUGCAGAAUGAUUCAUCAUAAAAUUUAGAGAAGGCUCACACAGCAGUGGGGUGCUGUGUUUUGUAUGCCGAUAAUUAAAGGUUAUAUUUGCUGCAAAAUGCAAGCACCACUGCAGCCACCAUUCUGCAUCAGUGUCUGCUGAACUUCAGCAAUGCAGAAGCUAAAAGUGCUGAGCAGAUUUUCUGAUAGAGCUGAUCAGUGCAAAAGGCAAAUCCCAGAGUGCCUGCUUUGGGAUAGGAAGAUGGAUUCUGAGCUUGAAUUCUAUACUCUAUAGACUAUAUGUGAACACAAUUCCAUUACCCCCACCUGGGCAAAUCACAAAGCUUAAAGUGGCUUUGGCUAACAUGAUUGCAGUGAGGACCAGUGCUUGCAUUGAAUUAACUGCCAUGGAGGUGACUAUGGAUAAAAAUAAGAUGAGCAAGCAACAAAAAGCAAUCUGAGAUGGAUCUCUCUGCCAAGUGCACCCCAAACUUCUGCAAUGCAGAACUUGAUGGCACCAGGGAAGUCAUAAAACCACCCUUCCAGUGCAAGAGGCAGCCCUCAAAGAUUUCCACUGAUAAAGGAACUUGCGCACUGCAGAAUGAUAUUGGACAGAGCAUCUGAAAAAUACUUGAAUCCCUCUAAAAUAAAUAUUGGUUAGGGAAAAAGCAAAUCAAUAAACAGACCAAGUAAACCUUAUUUUUAUGGUGCAAAAUGAGGCAAUGCAGAAUUGCAUAAUGUGAUCAAAGUCCAGACAUGAAAGCGAGCUUGUACUGCCUUCUAUCUCAGCCUAUUUCUAAUGCCCCACAGAUAGCAAAAGCUCUUGUGACUUAUCCAUUUGAUUGCAAUGUGCUUUUUGUCCAGUAUAGGAUUCAGAUAUGUAAAUAACAUAGCAAAAAUGUAUCUUGCAGUGCAAACUUGAAACCAACAUUGAAUUUGAUGAGACCGCUCGAGGGUAUUAUCCCAAGACAACAGAGUGGUUUUUGUUUCCAGAUAUUUAACCAUUUAUCCACCAAAUACUUACUGCUAUGAAAAAUGUUGUAGAAAAUACGACCUUAGGCUGCACAUCCCUCAUCCAUAAAAAAUAAUGCUUUCGGUGCAACAAAACUGCACUGAACUCGAUGGGAUUUCAUUCUAAUGUAAUUGUGUGGAUGAAAACAGCCAUUGCCACCCAUGCUUGAGUCAAAGGCACCCUUCUCCACCCAUACAAGGGAGGGGGUUGCAUGAGGUUCUCCCCUCUCCAGCUGCAGCCCCUGAGGGCACACCCUGGAAAACUGCUUCAGACCCCUAGAAGUGACUUUGUAGGAGGGCUGCAGGAACUUCCACCACAAGGGGAAUAGAACAGUCUCUCACAUAAGCAACCUUACUGCUUGCUAAAGUCAAUAGGCUUAGAAGUGAGCUAGUGAUGUGCAAUUUUAGUCUUAAGAGACAAAUACUGGCAACAUUUCCCAACAAUUUUCCUAUAGAUAUUGCUUUUUAAGUAGAGUAGUAUCUAGAGCAAUCAACCCACGUAAGCGUUUUGGCAUCAGAUUGCUGCAGAUCUAGUUAACUCAAUGGAUUUAGACUCUGAGCUUUUAAAUCAAUUGCAUAGUUAGACUCAAGUAAAUUACUAUAUUUUGCUGCUGGCCUCAAAUAUUGGAGCUGAGCCCAAAUUUCUCAAAAGAUUUUUUUAUUGAGAAAACUUUUGAGAGUUUACUUUUUCUCAUUUCUCCACUAGAAAAAGAUCACUUUACAUAAUUUUCUGCACUUGAACACCAUCAUUUAAUUUAUUUAUUGCCCUGAAAAUUAAUAAAUAAACUGUCCUAAUGGUGAGCCCCAACCCUAAUAAAUUGUUGCAAUCUUUUCCUCUUCCUCUAGAGAAAUUGAGAGAACUGCCUACCCCUCACCAUUUCUCAUCCCACAAAUAAAGUGAAGAAUUUCAAGUUGCCAUUUCUACACAGCCUUAACAAAUACACAAUUUUACCUAAACUUUUAAAUAAUUAUAUUGUUCUGUUUAACAAAGGUGUGGAUACUAAAGAACGCUAGAGUAGGCUGCUAGGCUGCAGUGUUCCUACCACUGACUUUGGAGCUAAUUUCCAUAAUUCAGAAGGUGCAUUUUGAAGCACAAGGAUUGCAUGUUUUUUGUGGGAAGUACAGAAAGUUGGGAAAUUAAUUUUUUCUUCUCAUAGGUCAGUGUGAUUCACAGCUUGGUUAAGCAAAAUAGAGAAAUACAAAUUGAUGAAGUCCAAUUUCCAAAACUGACUUACAUUUAAGUAUAUUGUCUUAACCAGGUUCCAGUUUUUACCUAGUAAUUUUAAGAGGCAAUCUUAAAUAAAUGAUAACAAUAGCAAACUGAAAUAUUGAUGUUGUGUAGAAUGUGCUUCUGGUUUUCAGAUUGUAAAUACAGAGUACUAGGAGCAGGAAUAGGCUACUGGUGUCCUUCAUGACUUUGCUCUAGAUUUCUCUCUUAGAAGUUAAUCCAAAACAGAAUUUCUCACAGCAUAGAUAUUUCUAGUUUUGAUUACUUUAGUCUAUAAGAAUGGUUGAUAUGGAGAUUGAGGGGGAGAAUUUUCAUCAACUUUUCAGUAAUCCCAUAAAGUUCAGUAAUCCCAUAAGGAUCCUCUCGGUAUUUCACACAAGAAUAGCAAUUUACUACCAUCCUUCCCAGUCUAGUGGUCUCUGGGACUUAGUUUUCUGGGGGCUCACAACCUAUGAGCUUUUUAUUGCUGUAAGAAAAGAGAUCUUUAGGUAAUUGGAUCUCAUCUAGUAUUGGCUGGUCAAGUUGAGGAAAUGGGAGACCCUCACAACCUAGGCCACUUCUUCAGGAGUUGAGGAGCCCAAUUCAAGCUUCACUUAUCCCAUCUCCCAUAGUUCAAUCACUCUUCCAUCCAUGUCCUCCUCAUAAAUAUUGAAAACUUUUGUAUGUUGUCAGGUAUAUGCUGGUAAUUAAGAAAAUACUCUUCUGUAACAGUUGAUCUCUCUCUCUCUCUCUCUCUCUCUCUCUCUCUCUCACACACACACACACACACACACACACUGUAUGGCUUUAUGUAUUCUUAUUGUGAACUGCUCUAAUAUUUCUUUCUGAAUAACAGUAGAUAUAUAGUUUAAUAAAUAAAUAAAGUGCUUUAUUCACCACUGCACUCCUAUUUACAUUUUGCUUGUAACUAUCCUAAAUAACUGCCUGUGUCUUGGUUGCAGGAUACAAUUCAACAACUGGAAAAUGAAUUGAGAGGCACAAAAUGGGAGAUGGCUCGUCAUUUGAGGGAAUACCAGGAUCUCCUCAAUGUCAAGAUGGCUCUUGAUAUUGAAAUUGCCGCAUACAGGUAUAGUGAACAGAAUGCCGACGUGGCUGAUUUAGGAAUUGCACUGCAGAUGUUUUUAAGUUCCAGUAGCAGCAGCAACAACAACAAAACCCCACAGAGCUAAUCUUUGAAUCCCACAAGGCAUUGUUGACAAAUAAGCAAGGCACUUUGCCAGAUUCUUAGCACAAUUUGAAACCUGGGCAAUAACGUUCUGCUUUGUGCUGUAGAGUUUCAGCAGAAAAGACGUUAGCAGGGUAACAUACCAAAGAUCAGUGGACAAAUUGAUAGGGGAAUUGAUGGUGAUUAUUAUGGUUAGUAAUGGUGGUGAUAAAUAAACAAACCACUUAAUGCCAAAACAAACAAAAAAACCCUGGUCUUCACCUGGUGCCGAUAAGACUAUGGCAUGGAUGCUGGACACACCUUUUCGGGGAGAAUAUUCCAUAACUGGGGUGCUGCCAUGGAGGUGAGGGGUCUUUUAUCCUUUUCUUCAUCAGCAUUUCCCCCCUUAAAAUUUACAGUCAAUAAUACAAGCAAGAAUGUGAAAUUAAGCUGAAAAUGCAAAGCUUUCCCUAUCGAUUAUAAUUUUCCAUUUAAUUUCUAAUUUCUUAAUACACCAUCAUAUUUGCAUUGCUUUUGUAACAUGGCAAAGAGAGAGAUAAUUUAAGCUUAUGAAAUACUCCAAAAGGAAAUGCUAAAGUACAAAUCUUUUUCAGUGGGAGAUGAGCAGACUAGAAAUGACUACUAAUUCAGUUGGUAGACUAUGCAAAUGUCAUCCAACCCUGAUCCACAGUAAAAGUAUAAUAAGCAAUCAAUGACAACUUCCUGCCUUUCUCAUCCAAAUUCUACUUCCUGAAAUCAUGAAAUGACUUGGCCCGCAUAUAUUGUUUCAUACAUUUACCAAGAAACAAAAUUCGGAACAUAGGAAACUGCCUUAUGUUCAAAGCAAUGGUCCAUUAGCCUAGAAUUGUCUGCACUGACUAGCUGCAUCACAGCCACAAUAGUACUCCUCAUCCAGAACACUGCAUAGUUUUGGAAGCAGCAUUGUCUGCUGUGUUCAUAGGGACAUAGAAAGCUGUCAGACCAUCUAACUCAGUACUGUCUACACUGACUGGCAGAGGCUCUCCAGGGUUUCAGGCAGGGUCCUCUCCCAGCCCUACCUGGAGACUGAACCUGGGACCUUCUGCAUACAAGGUGGAUGUUCUACCACUGAGCUAUGUUCCUUCCCCAGAGGACACUUAAGAUUUAAUAAUGCAAAAAUGCUAAAUAUUGAAACAACACAUUUUAGAUUGAUGGAGUAUAGUUCUUCUAUGCUUGCCCAUAUCUCUUACAAAUAUUUUAUUGCUAUGUGCAUUCCUGGAUUUAAAUAAUGCUAAGGGAAAAAACAAUACGUUCGACCAAAGUAAAUAUUAGUCCUGAGAUUUAAAUACUCACUUAAAUUUUUUCUGUUAUUAUUUUUCCUUUGUUUCACUGUCCAGGAACAUGUGUGUGUGUGUGUGUGUGUGUGUGUGUGUGUGCACGCGCGCUAGUUGUCCACAGGACAGAAAGCAGCUAUCUAAAGGCAGUAUUAAUUCGUCCUUAGGUUAUAUACUGAAAUAUAUUUAUAUAAGCUAAACUUUAAGCACUCACUCACUGAAAUCAAUGAAAUAUGAAAGUUAAGCCCAUGGUUAAAUUUCUCUCAUUGAAAUUAGUGGAGCUUAAAUUUGGCAUUAUCAUGUCCCAUGUAUGUGAACAACCCUUUGAAGUAAAUAUAGAGAAUUUAUAGUCUUAUAUGCAAUGGCCCUUUAAAAAGCAACACAAAUAUUUAUCCUUCAGUAGGCAAUCAUAGAAUUUUAGUAAGAGAGCACUAUUUGUGGACAAUGCUCUACAAGUUAUGCAUAGCUAGAAAAAUGUCCAUCUAAUGAUGGAAUGUGUAUGAAGAAGCUUAGCUGGUCAUUGUUCACAUUGAUUCUUGAUGCUUUCCUUCCAAAUUUGCUAGUCUUGUCCCUUAGUUGCUAGGCAGGCAAUUGGUCUGAGAGGAGAGAGUGUAUUGGUGUGGCAGUUGAUGAUGUUACAAAUGCAUUGAUAGGCCCCUAAAGAAGGCCCAGUAUGAAAGGGGCAUUUUCUCCUAAAUGAAAGUCUGCAGCUUCCCCCAAAUACAAUGUAUUUUCUCCCCAUUCCUCUAGGUCAGGGUUGGGGAACCUUUGACUCUCCAGAUGUUUCUGAACCACAACUCCCAUAAGCUCCAGUAAGCAUAGCCAAUGGCCAAGGAUGAUGGGAGCUGUAGUUCAAUACCAUUUGAUAACCACAGGUUCCCCAUCCCUUAUCUGGGUUUUGUGUUGGUACCUUUUCCAUUUAUGUCAGCAAUUUAGUUCAGAAGGAGAAGAUGGGCUGACAGGUUUGCAGGGUGUGGGAUGCUAUUUGAUAGUUUAACAAGCUAGAAGCAAUUUGCAGUUACUCAAAAUAGUUUUUAAAAUCUAUCAUAGCUACUUACAGAGGUGCUUGUUCAUUCAAAAAUUCAUCUUGAAAUGUUAGAGAUGGAUGUUAAUUCCUCCCUCUUCUUUCCCUAGGAAACUUCUUGAGGGUGAAGAAACAAGAUUCAGUGCCUUCUCUGGAAGCAUCACUGGUCCAACAUUUACACAUAGGCAACCUUCAGUAACAAUAUCAUCUUCCAAAAUACAAAAAUCCAAAGUUGAACCUCCAAAGCUAAAGGUCCAGCACAAAUUUGUAGAAGAAAUUAUUGAAGAGACAAAAGUUGAGGAUGAGAAGUCUGAACUGGAUGAGGCCCUUGCAGCUAUGGCUGAAGAACUGGCUGCUGGAACAGCACCAGAAGAACAGGAAGAGGAGGAGGAAGCUGUAGAGGAAGAAAUUAUAGCCAAGGAAGAGGCCAGAGUUGAAGCAGCAGCUCCAGAAGCUGAAGAAGAAGGAGAAGGAGAAGAGGAGGGUGAGGAGGAGGGCGGUGAGGAAGAUGAAGGUGCAAAGUCUGAUGAGGCAGAAGAAGGAGGCUCUGAAAAAGAAGAAGAAAAGAGUGAAAAGGAAGAGGGUGAGGAAGAAGCAGAGGAGGAGGAAGAAGCAGGGGAGGGAGAAGCUGGAGCUGAAAGCAAGGAAGAAAAAGAAGCAGAGGAAGAAGGUGAAGAGGUGGAAGAAACCAUUGCACCAGAGAAAGUAGAGAAGACCAAAGCAUCUCCGCCUAAAUCUCCUGCAGCAGAAGAAGCAGAGGAUGAUAAAGAAGCUGAAAGUGAAGAGCAAAAGGAGGAGGAGCAGGAAGGCGAAGAAGAGGAGAAGUCCACCUCCCCAGCAAAGGCAGGUUCUCCUGAGAAAGCAGGGACACCAGAGAAAGCAUCUCCAGAGAAAGCUGGGACACCUGAGAAAGGGUCUCCUGAAAAACCAGCAACUCCAGAGAAAGCAGGGACUCCGGAGAAAGGGUCUCCUGAAAAACCAGCAACUCCAGAAAAAGCAGGGACUCCGGAGAAAGCAGCCUCUCCAGAAAAAGCAGGGACUCCGGAGAAAGCAGCCUCUCCAGAGAAAGCAGGGACUCCGGAGAAAGCAGCCUCUCCAGAGAAAGCAGCCUCUCCAGAAAAAGCAGGGACUCCAGAAAAAGCUGGGACUCCAGAAAAAGCUUCAUCUCCAGAAAAAGCAGGGUCCCCUGUGAAGGAAGUGGAAGAGACCAUCUCAGUCACUAAGGCAGCAAAAGUUGGUACAGAGAAGGAUUCCAAAGAAGAGAAGACAGAAACAAGUGAGAAAGCAUCAAAAGAGUCCACCAAAGAAGACAUAGCAGUGAAUGGAGAGGUCGAAGAGAAGAGUGAAGAAAAAGAAGACUCCAAGGCAAAACAAGUAGAGGAGGAAGACAAAGGGGUGGUGACCAAUGGCCUAGACAUAAGCCCCUCUGAGGAAGAGGAGAAGAAAGGGAAGAGUGAAGAGAAAGUCAUGGUAACCAAAAAAGUUGAGAAAUUCACUAGUGAAGGGGAUGAUGGGACGACCACAUACAUCACAAAGUCUGUGACUGUCACCAAGAAGACAGAAGAGCAUGAGGGGACGGUUGCAGAGAAGUUGGUGUCCACUAAGAAGGUAGAGAAGGUCACUUCUUCACAUGCCGUAUUGAAAGAAGUUAAGGAGAGUGACUAA